Molecule: messenger RNA, 3616 nt
Organism: Thalassophryne amazonica
Lineage: Eukaryota; Metazoa; Chordata; Actinopteri; Batrachoidiformes; Batrachoididae
Gene: ctr9
Product: CTR9 homolog, Paf1/RNA polymerase II complex component
Biological process (GO): regulation of DNA-templated transcription
Cellular component (GO): Cdc73/Paf1 complex
Molecular function (GO): RNA polymerase II complex binding
Source: RefSeq, a predicted model, not a curated record
AAGAAGAAACAAAACCCUGUGGACAAGAGUGAUUAGCAGUGAGACUCAUUUUAUCGACGAAUCCGUACCACCUGUCUGUUAAAAUGUCUCGGGGUUCGAUUGAAAUCCCUUUACGGGACACAGACGAGGUUAUUGAACUUGACUUUGACCAGCUGCCAGAAGGAGAUGAGGUCAUUAGUAUCUUGAAGCAAGAGCACACACAGCUGCACAUCUGGAUUGCUCUGGCGUUGGAGUAUUACAAACAGGGCAAAACAGAGGAUUUUGUCAAGCUCCUCGAAGCAGCGCGUAUUGAUGGAAACCUUGAUUAUAGAGACCAUGAAAAGGACCAGAUGACCUGUCUGGACACAUUAGCAGCUUACUAUGUCCAGCAAGCACGCAAAGAAAAAAACAAAGAUGCCAAGAAAGAACUCAUCACGCAGGCCACCCUGCUCUAUACAAUGGCAGACAAGAUCAUUAUGUACGAUCAGAACCAUUUGUUGGGAAGGGCCUGUUUUUGUCUUCUGGAAGGAGACAAGAUGGACCAGGCAGAUGCACAGUUCCACUUUGUCCUUAACCAGUCCACGAAUAACAUCCCUGCUUUGCUUGGUAAGGCUUGCAUUUCCUUCAAUAAGAAAGAUUACAGAGGAGCACUGGCAUACUACAAAAAGGCUCUACGCACAAACCCUGGCUGUCCAGCUGAGGUGAGGCUCGGAAUGGGCCACUGCUUUGUCAAACUCAAUAAACUGGAGAAGGCUCGUUUAGCAUUUGGGCAAGCCUUGGAGCUCAAUUCCAAAUGUGUUGGCGCUCUUGUUGGAUUGGCGGUACUAGAGCUUAACAAUAAGGAGGCAGAUUCCAUUAAGAACGGAGUACAGCUCCUGUCAAGGGCCUACACUAUUGAUCCCAGCAACCCCAUGGUGCUGAACCACCUUGCCAAUCACUUCUUCUUCAAAAAGGACUACAGUAAGGUGCAGCAUCUGGCCCUCCAUGCUUUCCACAACACUGAAGUAGAAGCCAUGCAAGCUGAGAGCUGCUACCAGUUAGCUCGUUCUUUUCAUGUGCAGGAGGACUAUGACCAAGCUUUUCAGUACUACUACCAGGCCACUCAGUUUGCCUCAUCCACAUUUGUGUUGCCCUUCUUUGGUUUGGGGCAGAUGUAUGUCUAUCGAAGAGACAAGGAGAAUGCAGCACAAUGCUUCGAGAAGGUUCUAAAAGCUUACCCCAACAAUUAUGAAACCAUGAAAAUUCUGGGCUCUCUCUAUGCCACAUCUGAUGAUCAGGAAAAGCGAGACAUUGCCAAAGGUCAUUUAAAGAAGGUAACUGAGCAGUACCCAGAUGAUGUGGAGGCAUGGAUUGAGCUUGCACAGAUCCUAGAGCAGACUGACAUCCAAGGAGCACUCUCUGCUUACGGUACAGCGACCCGCAUUCUACAGGAGAAGGUGCAGGCAGAUGUUCCACCUGAAAUCCUCAACAACCUGGGGGCGCUUCAUUUCAGACUGGGCAACCUGGGAGAAGCCAAGAAAUACUUUCUUGCUUCUCUGGACCGGGCUAAGGCUGAGGGAGAACACGAUGAGCAUUACUACAAUGCCAUUUCUGUCACCACUUCCUAUAAUCUGGCCCGCUUAUAUGAGGCGAUGUGCGAAUUUCAUGAAGCGGAGAAGCUCUACAAAAACAUCCUGAGGGAGCAUCCUAACUAUGUAGACUGCUAUUUGCGUCUGGGAGCGAUGGCACGAGACAAAGGAAACUUCUAUGAAGCUUCUGACUGGUUUAAGGAAGCACUGCAGAUUAACCAGGAUCACCCAGAUGCCUGGUCCCUUAUUGGAAACCUUCAUUUGGCCAAACAAGAAUGGGGACCAGGUCAGAAGAAAUUUGAGCGUAUUCUGAAGCAGCCAUCCACUCAAAAUGACACCUACUCCAUGCUGGCUCUGGGAAACGUAUGGCUGCAGACUCUCCACCAGCCAACCAGAGACCGAGAAAAGGAAAAGAGACACCAGGAUCGAGCCUUGGCGAUAUACAAACAAGUUCUGCGUAAUGAUGCAAAGAAUCUUGCUGCCAAUGGCAUUGGUGCUGUCUUGGCCCAUAAGGGCUACUUCAGAGAAGCUCGUGAUGUCUUUGCACAGGUGAGGGAAGCUACAGCAGACAUCAGUGAUGUGUGGCUCAAUCUGGCUCACAUCUAUGUGGAACAGAAGCAGUACAUCAGCGCUGUCCAAAUGUAUGAGAACUGCCUGAAAAAGUUUUACAAAUAUCAGAACACUGAGGUGCUGCUCUAUCUUGCAAGAGCACUAUUCAAAUGUGGCAAACUCCAAGAGUGCAAACAAAUGCUGCUGAAGGCACGUCAUGUGGCACCCAGUGACACCGUGCUCAUGUUCAAUGUGGCCCUGGUGCUGCAGAGACUUGCCACGCUUGUCCUGAAAGAUGAGAAGAGCAACCUGAAGGCUGUGCUUAGUGCUGUCAAAGAACUUGAACUGGCUCACAGGUAUUUCAACUACCUAAGCAAGUUUGGAGACAAAAUGAGGUUUGACCUUGCUCUUGCUGCUUCUGAGGCCAGGCAGUGCUCUGACUUGCUGAGUCAGGCUCAGUACCAUGUGGCACGGGCCAGGAAGCAGGAUGAGGAGGAGAAGGAGCUCCGAGCCAAACAGGAACAGGAGCGGGACCUGCUGCGUCAGCAGCUGUUGAAAGAACGGGAGGAAAAGCGAAACCGAGAGGCAGAGGAGCAGAAAAAGCUACUGGAGCAGAGAGCCUUGUUUGUGGAGAAGACAAAGAACUUGCUUACCUUUGCAGAGGGAUCAAGGGAAAUGUCUAAGGACAAGAAGAAGGGAGGCGGUGGUCGUCGCAAGAAAGGAGGCGAUAUGGAUGGGUUUGUCAAUGAUGACUCUGAUGAAGAUCUUCCAGUGAAGAAGAAGAAGAGAAAAUCUGGUAGUGGCAGCGACCAAGAAGAAAUUGAAGAUGGAGAGAAGUUGCACAAGAAGAAGAAGAGACCCUCUAAAGCAGCAGGAGUUGAUGACAGUGAUGAAGAAGGAAUGUCGCGGCCCAAGAAACAGCGUAAACCCAAAGAACGCAAAAAGUUUGUAAAGCCCCAGCCUGAGCGUCUUCCACCUUCUCUCAAAGGAAAGAUCAAAUCCAAGGCAAUCAUCUCAUCUUCCGAGUCAUCAUCAGAUGAGGAUGGCCUGAAAAUAGCAGAGGACAGAAUCCAGAGAGACAGUGGAUCAGGAUCUGAUGCUGGUGGCCACAGGAAGCAUAUUGCAUCUGACAGUGACUCUGACACGGGUAGAAACCGUUCAGGCAGUGAGGCCGAAAGCCCCCGGCGCUCUGCAGCAUCAGAGGAUGACUCAGGCAGUGACCGUCCCGUGAAGAAAAGGAGAGUGCAGCCUCAAUCCGACUCUGAGCCGUCAGACAACGAAAGCAAGAGGAGUCGGUCAGGAUCAGAUGAUGAGUCUCGAAGUGGUUCACCUGUUGCAGCUUCAGACAGGGAAUCAGACAGAGGCUCUGAGGCAGGAUCAUACAACCAGGGCUCCCCACGUCAAUCGGACAAUGCCUCCGAACCCGAGGGUUCCAACAAUGAUGACAAUGACAGCGAUUAAUCCUCAGACUUGUCUUUUGUAAAGCCAUGUCUGAUUUUUUUUGUUUUUUUUUUUGAAUG